Messenger RNA from Botrytis byssoidea, 1059 nucleotides. RefSeq lists its product as uncharacterized. The transcript has 3 exons. The record is from RefSeq and is a predicted model, not a curated record. The coding region runs from base 1 to 1059 and encodes 352 amino acids. Lineage: Eukaryota; Fungi; Ascomycota; Leotiomycetes; Helotiales; Sclerotiniaceae.
AUGGAACAGUCUUCCAGCGCUAGCCAGCGUCAGCCUUCAUCCCGUUUCACAAAUACUAAUGACAAACACUCAUCUGAAGCAGGACUAUCGAGGCCAGACGUUAGCACAACCACAAACGAAAAGACUACUAGUCUUAAAAGCCCACGCCCAUGGAACUACUAUUCAAGUUUGAGUGGUGAUGAUGAUUAUGACGAUGAUCGACCAAAUCUUCGUUCAAAAAGCACGAAUAUAGUGACCUCCCUGCGAACCUCUAGUCUACAACAGAGCACAUCAAGAAAAAGAAAAGCUCCCAGCGGUAUCGAACCCCCCUCGAAGCUUAUCAUUCAUGAAUCAUGUAUACCAGCAGGUGCCUUGUCUUCAAAUUUUCAAUCGAUUAAAACAAAAGUCGAACUUCUCGGGAUGCAGUACCCCGAUGAUUUACCAUACACCGUUACUUAUUCGCGCAACCAUAAGAUCCUAUAUCUAGAGUGUCAAGAAUGCAAUAAGUCAUUCAAUCUCUUGAAAGGUUUAGAAAUCCUUGCAGUUCACGCAAGUAGCGAUUUCCAUUCAGCGUGCGUCGAUGAACGGUUACGAAAAUUAGAGGCGGAUGGCUUCAGGAGGCAAUUAACCAAAGAAGUUAUGGCACGAGAAAAGACCAUGCAUUCUUCGCGCGCGUUUACUACAACAAUGGGAUUCCAAAGACCGUGCCGACCAAAACAGGCUUCGAGGCAGCAAUUUCCGGAACUUGCGCCGUCAGAAAACUUUGAAUCUAUUUCAGUGAAAGAAGAGGUCGCAGAAAAAUCCUCCCACUCUCAGCCAGACACUGAUCGAAUUGCUAUAUUGCAAGAAGAGAUCAAAACCCUCACAACAAAAGUCACCAAUCUGGCUGGUUUUGUCGAAAAUCAUGAGCUACUUACCAGUCACAGUAGCACAGCUAACGACGCCGCCCUCAUCGAGGAUCUGAAGAAGUCCAAGGGGACAAUGAUGAAGCGUCUAGCUACAUCUGAGGAACGUUUGGCUGUCUUGGAGGAACAGAACGACAGACUGGUUUCUAAGAUCAAGGAACUAGAAAGAAGAUAA